Molecule: messenger RNA, 3719 nt
Organism: Anopheles funestus (African malaria mosquito)
Lineage: Eukaryota; Metazoa; Arthropoda; Insecta; Diptera; Culicidae
Product: NFX1-type zinc finger-containing protein 1
Exons: 6
Coding region: 382-3486 (1034 amino acids)
Biological process (GO): regulatory ncRNA-mediated heterochromatin formation
Cellular component (GO): nuclear RNA-directed RNA polymerase complex
Molecular function (GO): ATP hydrolysis activity; helicase activity
Source: RefSeq, a predicted model, not a curated record
GAAAAAACGAUCAAUUCAAAAGGACCAAUGCAAGAAAAACUCAAAGAAAUCCACCGUAUAAUAUAAACGUGCAAAGGAACAAAAUCUAUCAAAACAAUUUUGCUACAAACAAUCAACGCAAAACGGUAUCGUACUAAUGAACGCAAGAAUCUCCAAUGAUAGAAGGACCUUUGGCCAUUUGCAGCCGGUCCAGCAGUAAAUAGAAGUUAGUUAAUUCAGCAUUGCGAUUGGGGAAAAAAUCUUGAAAGGCUUAGAUAGUUUAACCUAAACGGGCCGUAGCCUGAAGUGAAGUGAACUAGAAUAAGAGAAUUUGUAUUGCAGUGGUUUUUCCGUCGAUUUUAACAACAGUUUGAAGCUCAUUUGUCCAGAACAACGCUUUCAAUGUCUAAUGCUAAAACUCCGGAAGAAGAUGAUGACGAUUGGUUUAAUAAGGACGAAGAUGAAUUCGUUGUAAACAUACCAAACAAAGUUGGAAAUGCAGAAGGUGACAAGGAGGCAGCUGAAGGAUCGGGAAAGUCCGUGAGAGAAAUGUUGGAUAAUUUAAAGUUCACACUAAACGACGAGGGUGGUAAUUAUGUGGACUCGAUUAAAAACGCUGCGCAAGGGCGAACGGCCAAGUUCGAGCUGCCGAAAGGUGCACCCGGGAAGUACGUACAAACCAUUCCUCUCACGAAGCUUGUAAACAUCCUGGAGAACGAUACACUUUCUAUGUUUGCCGAUAUUUACGUGCAAAAGGAAGAGUUUCUUGCCACGCUGACGAAAAAAACGUACGGCGAGGAGUUAAUUUUGGUUCUGAUGAAAAUUAUGAACAAACUCAGUACGAUUCCACUGUACGAAACGGUCAAGCAACUGUUCGGGACGCUGGUAAACCAGCAACACUUUUGGGAGCAGUUGUUAAAAUUUUUCCAGCAACCAGCCGAAGGAGAAAAAAAGAAAAAGAAAAAAAGCAAAAUUGUUCGUCCAACCAUUUCGCGGAUUGAUAUGAUGGAUGUGUUGUUGAAGUUUCUAGCCGAAACGAAACAGCACAUCCCGCUUCCCCAGCGAGUGCUGGAAUAUUGCCAAAAGCUUAGCCGAAUCUCACCUCCGAACGAUAAAAAGCAACAGGAACAAUUGCAUGAUUUGGCGCAAAACCCAGCUGCAGAAGAACCGACGAAACAACUCAGUAUUUGUCCUACCAUUAACGAGCUGAACGAGGGCUCAGGUCCUUCGAUGAAUCUGAAGCAAAACAUCGUGAAAGGAAAAUAUCAAAGUGUUGAACAUUAUCUGGAUGUUCAUUUGAAUCUGCUGAAGGAAGACUUCUUAAUCCCCUUACGCACCGGCAUACAGAAGUAUCGGAAAUUUGUCGAAAAGAAUGGCCCCGGUAAAUCGUACGUCGGUGAGAGUAUUCGUGUGCAUUGGCCAGUUAAGCUGCUCCUUCCUAGCACAAUUAAUCGGCGGACAGCAAAGGAGCAGCUCGUGCUCGUUGAUUUAGAUCCAACCGAGCGGGGUUAUUCUAACCUUUCUGCGCGGUACAAACGAUUGGCACUGUCCAACACGAAACGGUUUAUGAACGGAUCUAUGGUGCUGUUCAGCUACGGUCCGGAGCUAAGCGAACUUGUCGUUGCGGUCAUUAGCAAUCGUGAUGCGGCACAGCUACUGAAUGGCUACAUUUACGUGGAACUGAUUCGGCUGGAGCACCAAACGGAAAACGAUCCACACUCGUCUGGCCAUGGUAUGCAUUUGUUCAACCGACCGCUACUUAUGAUUGAAAGUGAAAUAUUUUUCGAACCGUACCACCAAACGUUCAAUGCGUUGAGCCGUUUACGGGAUGACAAUUUUCCGUUAAAAUCGUACAUUGUCGAUGUAACUUUCCCGAGCAAAGGUUUGCCCGGAUACUUGGGCCAAGGAAAUGCGCACCUUUUCAACUACGGUGGAAUACAGUUUGAUCUAAAGAAACCCGCUGAUUGGCCGGCGGAAGCAUUGGCUACCGCAGCCGGAAUGAACAUGUCACAGUUUGAAGCUUUUCGGAUGGCACUGACAAACCGAUUUACGCUGAUACAGGGUCCACCAGGAACGGGGAAAACAUACAUCGGUCUGCGCAUCGUUGAAACGCUGCUGGCAAACACAAGCGAACAAAUUCUGCUUAUCUGUUUGACCAAUCAUGCGCUGGAUCAGUUUUUGUGCGGCGUGACUCGCUACACGGACAGUAUCGUGCGUAUGGGUGGCCAAUCGAAGCACCCGCUGCUGGACGCAUACAAUGUAAAGCAACUGCAGGAAGACGAACGGAUUGACAGACGGUUACGGAUCAGUUAUUACAAUGUGAAGCAAGAGUACCUGAAGCUGGUUGAACGGUUUGAUGCGUUGCAGCAGGAGCAGCAGGAGACAACCGAUGCAUUGUCACGGCCGAUGGUCCAGUGUAUGGAAGAAUUACUGGAAGCAUCGCGACGGCUCCACGAACUAAGCCAGCUAAGCACACUGAAACUGAUACAAGGGUUCCGUGUCGUUGCCAUGACGACAACGUUUGCCGCACGGAAUCGCACCUUGCUGGAGCUUCUCCGCACACCAAUCGUGAUAAUCGAGGAGGCGGCGGAAGUGCUAGAAGCACACAUUGUGUCCUCACUGACAAGGCAUACCACACAGUGUAUCUUAAUCGGUGACCACAAACAGUUACGCCCCACUACAAGUACCUACGUACUGUCGCGCCACUAUCGGAUGGAUUUAUCCUUAUUUGAGCGCAUGAUCAACAAUCGUUUCAGUGUUGCUAUGAUGACUGUACAACAUCGAAUGCGACCUGAAAUGGCAGACCUUUUACGACCGAUUAUCUACCCUGUACUGGAGGAUGCCGAUUCGGUUGUGGAACGACCGAAUGUGCCCGGUAUGAUGCGCAAUCUGUUCUUCUUGUCGCAUAAUUAUCCUGAAGGAGGAGAAUCUGCUAUUGAGUCGGCGGGCAGUGACGAUGGAGGCGAUGAAAAAUCGAAGAAAAACCUAUUUGAAUGUCGGUUCUUGCUCGGUCUUUGCGAGUAUUUACUAGUGCAAGGAAGCUACACCGCGGAGGACAUUGUUAUACUAACGGCUUAUAAUGGUCAAAUGUUGCAGUUCGUUGCGGAGAAGAAAAAUCGUCCCACCUUGCAUGGAGUUCGAAUUGCGGUAAUAGACAAUUACCAGGGUGAGGAGAGUAAGAUCGUUUUGCUUUCCCUGGUGCGCAGUGGCAAUGCAAACAGUGGGACCGAUACGAUCGGUUUCCUUGCGCACGAAAAUCGUAUCUGUGUUGCUCUGUCCCGCGCACAGGACGGGCUAUACAUCGUUGGCAAUAUGGAGCUACUAGCUAAGUGUUCGAAAACAUGGUCCAGUAUUGAGAGAAAGCUGCGUGAACAGGCCGCCAUUGGCGAUUCGAUGCCACUGCAAUGCUUGAUCCACGGUCAGGCAAUAGAGGUCAAAAUGCCAGAAGACUUUGAAGAACUUCGAAGAGAAGAUGGAAAAUGUAUUUGUGGAAUUCUGCGAAGAUAAAUAUGUACGAAAGAGUGAUCGCUAUCUCUAUUUGUGCCCUCUACGAAGGCCAAAGUAAGCAUCUAGGAAGGAAUGUGUAACAUGUAUUAUCUCGACAAGGAAAAGAAAUAAUCUCUAAUCAUAGGUUUUACAAAUCCUGACGCGGUCAAGGAUGUAUUUUUUAAACAUUUUAUUUGUUGUAAAACAAUCUCUUAACGAAUGAAUAAAAUUCUACUUAUGCAUAGUACACCGAA